CUUCUGGCAUCCGCAGGGCGCGCUCGGCCCGUCUCCAUUUAGAGCGGGCCGGCAGCGCUGUGGCGGCAGCAGCGGAACAGGGGCGAGGGUGCCUCUGCACACCCCACACCUCCCCGCUCCGCUGCGCCCUGCGCUGAGCCAGACCAGCUGCACCGCCGUGUCCUGACCGAAGGCUCCUGGGAUGUCACGCCACAGGCACCAACCUGAGCCUGGCGACCUGAUCGAGAUCAAGCGAUCAGUUUACCAGCACUGGGCCCUCUACUUGGGGGACGGAUAUGUCGUCCACCUGACGUCCGCAGAUGAAGGGAUCCGAUGCCUGUCAGCCAGUAGUGACACAACAUUGAGCAAAAAGGCCAAGGUGAAGAAGCAGCUCCUGAAGGAGGUGGUGGGAACUGAUGACUGGGAGGUCAACAACAAGUAUGACCGCUCCCGCACCCCCCUCCCAGUGAAGGAGAUCAUCAAGCGUGCUGAGAGCUACAUUGGCAUGGAGAUGACCUAUAAUGUGUUCUGCGAAAACUGUGAGCACUUUGUGACAAUGCUCCGCUAUGGCGAGAGCGUCUCUGACCAGGCCAAGAUAGGAGUUGGUAGUAUGCUGGCACUAGGAACUGGUAUUGUUGCCUCCGCUGUUAUUGCUGUCGCCUGCGCUGCCUUUGGCUCGCCCAGGGACAAAUCCAGAGAGAAGAAGUAGUGACGGCUUGUCAGGAAGAG
Messenger RNA from Lepidothrix coronata (blue-crowned manakin), 708 nucleotides. RefSeq names its product phospholipid-metabolizing enzyme A-C1-like. Gene Ontology annotation, molecular function: glycerophospholipid phospholipase A1 activity; A2-type glycerophospholipase activity. Gene Ontology annotation, cellular component: cytoplasm. Lineage: Eukaryota; Metazoa; Chordata; Aves; Passeriformes; Pipridae. Gene Ontology annotation, biological process: N-acylphosphatidylethanolamine metabolic process. The record is from RefSeq and is a predicted model, not a curated record. The transcript is spliced from 4 exons. Bases 182 to 688 code for a protein of 168 amino acids.